GCUUUGUUGUUGUUCCGUAAUGACAUCUACACUAUCAUUCAAUUUUGGUAUCCAUCAUAUUUUUCUACCACGAGCGUUUGGGGGCAUGAAUAGCUUGAGAACUGUACAGCCAUGUAAUGUACCAAAGAAAGCUGAAACAAUACCCUGGGUUGCAGCUUGGCCGCUUCUGAACCUGUUUCGCAAUACUAAUAUGGGCAUUUUAUUUUUUUUCUCAAAGGUUACGGUCAGGAUAAUUGUCAGUCCAUUAAUGGAUCCAGGAAUUUUUCUAGCAAUUCAGCAGCAAACGGGGAUCAUCUUCUAGAAUCUAACAACGAAGAGGAAGCUGUUGAAGAGCCUCCGUCUCGACCGAGGAAGAUGAUAGACUGGAAUAAAGUGAGGCAGUCAAACGAGGAGUACCAAAGGGAGAAGUUUGAAGGUCUUCCACCUAUCAUCAAGAACUUUUAUGAAGAAGCUGAACAUAUUGCCAACAUGUGUGCCGAGGAAGCCAGACAGAUCAGGAGAGAAAACAACAACAUCAUUGUGGAUGGCCCGGAAGGAGGCGCGGAAACUGUUCCCCACCCUAUCAGAACAUUUGAGGACGCGUUUGAGCCGCAUCCUUUGAUACUGGAACAGAUCUAUCAACAGAACUUUGUGAAGCCAUCUCCCAUUCAGUCUCAAGCCUGGCCGAUAUUGCUGAAGGGACAUGACCUCAUCGGGAUUGCUCAAACUGGCACUGGGAAGACCUUGGCCUUUUUGCUUCCUGCCCUCAUUCACAUCGAUAAUCAGCCUGUGCCCAGAUCAGAAAGGAGGGGUCCUUCUGCCUUAAUCUUGUCGCCUACUCGCGAGCUUGCUCAACAGAUUGAAAAGGAAAUCAACAAAAUCAAUUACAAAGGGAUCCGGAGUAUCUGUGUGUAUGGAGGUGGAGACAGGCGGGAACAACUGCGCAGAGUGAAGCAAGGCGUGGAGAUAGUUGUGGCCACACCUGGCCGACUCAACGACUUCAUGAUGAAUGGAAUCAUCAACGUGACCAAUGUCACUUAUCUGGUCAUGGAUGAAGCGGACCGAAUGCUGGAUAUGGGCUUUGAGGUUGAAAUAAAGAAAGUGAUGCUGGACAUCCGACCUGACAGGCAGACUGUCAUGACUAGUGCCACUUGGCCGCCAGAGGUGCAAAGGUUAGCUGAUCGGUACAUGAAGUCUCCAAUCAAGGCUUUCGUCGGAACUCUUGAUUUGGCCGCAGUACACAGUGUUCGCCAGUGUGUGGAAAUUAUCGAGGAAACUGAGAAGAAGAGCAUGCUUCUUGACUUCAUAUCUCAAAUGGAUCCACAAGACAAGGUCAUUGUCUUUGUCGGCAAGAAGAUUGUGGCUGAUGAUGUGUCCAGUGACCUUGCAAUGGAGAGCAUCAUGUGUCAGUGUAUCCAUGGCGACAGAGAACAAUGUGACCGGGAGACAGCUCUCAGUGAGUUCAAGGAUGGAACAGUUCGCAUUUUGAUUGCCACCGAUGUUGCAUCCAGAGGUCUUGAUGUUGUGGAUAUCACGCAUGUCAUCAACUAUGAUUUCCCGCGACACAUUGAAGAAUAUGUGCACAGAAUCGGCAGGACUGGAAGAGCUGGGCGGUCGGGAACGUCCAUCACCUUUGUGACAAGGGGUGACUGGAAGAGUGCGAAGCACCUGAUUGACAUUAUGGCUGAAGCAGAUCAAGAAAUCCCCGAUGAAUUGGUAUCCAUGGCUGAACGGUACGCUGCGUUCAAAAGGCGGAGAGACGAGGACGGUCCGUCGCGUGGUCGGGGAGGCUUCAGGGGAGGGCGUGGUGGUGGCCGCCGCAGAGACGAUGACUGCCCCACUUGGAUCUGAGCCUUUAGUGCUACGUGAUUCAGCCGUGAUACUCACCAGAGAUGUGUGUUCUUUAGCCUGUCCUCGUCGUUUUAUGCGUGAAAUUAUGCGAUUCUGUUAAUUUUAACAAAGAAUGAUAAAUGAAAAUAAUCAGAAAUUAUUUUUAAAAUGAUCAAAUUUUGUUAAAUUAUGCGGGGUGCAUAAAACCACAGGGACAGUUUAGCUGGAUCAAAAUGUAGUGAGUUUUUUCUUUUAAAAAAUAUGUUUCU
Aplysia californica (California sea hare) is the source of this 2078-nucleotide messenger RNA. Its product is annotated as probable ATP-dependent RNA helicase DDX43. Gene Ontology annotation, molecular function: RNA helicase activity; ATP binding; RNA binding. NCBI's taxonomy places the organism in Eukaryota, Metazoa, Mollusca, Gastropoda, Aplysiida, Aplysiidae. Bases 355 to 1830 code for a protein of 491 amino acids. The transcript is spliced from 18 exons. The record is from RefSeq and is a predicted model, not a curated record.